AGGAUUAGGGGGCGCGCCGUGGAGAUUCCCGUUGUCACAGUUGUGCGGCCCAGGCACCGCUGCUGUACGAGGGGAAGGCUGGACCCCAGAAUGAACGCACAUGUCACGGUACGUUUUGGACUCCCACGUUCCGUUCGUUCCACUGGAUAAAGCGCCUGCCUCGUGUCCAGAGACUCGGCCCCGGUUCGAAGGGACGACGCCUCCCGCCUCACGUACGCUCCCGUUCCGGCGUGUCCGGUUCCUCAUUUCCGAGGCCCCCGUGCCAGGCUUCAGUGACUGCUUCGUUACAGCACAUGAGGUCACUCUGAGUCGGUGACAAGCCUGGGGAAUCGCCAGUUCCGGGCCAUUUCUGAGCAGUAGAGGUUUCAAGUACCCUACUGAACAACCAGUUCCAAAUCCUGUCAUCAAAUCCUGUGCUGCUGUUCCAAGUGGUAAUAGAUGCUUAUUAUUUCGUUUUAAAAGAAAUGAGUAUAACUAGUAUUGCAUUAAGAGUUGAAACCUGGCUUUUAGCUACGUGGCAUGUUAAAGUACCUCUAAUGUGGCUGGAAGCUUGUAUUAACUGGAUCCAAGAAGAAAAUAAUGAUGUUAAUUUGAGUCAGGCACAAAUGAACAAACAAGUGUUUGAGCAAUGGCUCCUUACUGAUCUGAGAGAUUUGGAGCAUCCUCUUUUACCAGAGGGCAUUUUAGAAAUUCCAAAAGGAGAACUGAAUGGAUUUUAUGCUCUGCAGAUUAAUUCCUUGGUUGAUGUAAGUCAGCCUGCAUAUUCCCAGAUACAAAAGUUGAGAGGAAAGAAUGCAAUGAAUGAUUUAGUUACAGCUGAAACACAAGUAACCCCAAAACCUUGGGAAGCAAAGCCAUCACGAAUGUUAAUGUUACAGCUAACUGAUGGAAUUGUACAAAUGCAGGGAAUGGAAUAUCAGUCUAUUCCAGCUCUUCAUAGUGAUCUUCCUCCAGGUACGAAAAUUUUGAUUUAUGGAAAUAUAUCUUUCCGUCUUGGUGUCCUCUUAUUAAAACCAGAAAAUGUGAAGGUGUUGGGGGGUGAAGUAGAUGCUCUUUUAGAAGAAUAUGCCCAAGAAAAAGUGCUUGCAAGAUUAAUUGGUGAACCUGAUCCUGUAGUUUCAGUCAUACCAAAUAAUUCCAACCAAAAUAUCCCCAGAGUUACAGAUGUUCUAGAUCCUGCAUUAGGACCUUCUGAUGAAGAACUCUUGGCAAGUCUUGAUGAAAGUGAUGAGCUUGCAGCAAAUAAUGACACCUCCUUGGAAAGACAUUUCAACACAGGUAGUUUCUUAAAUGCUGUUCCCACAAGACAGUCAAAUUUUGAACCUGGAUUUGUUGUUUCUUCAAGACCAAAGGCAAAACCACCAAGCCAAUCUAUGAAUUUCACUGAGGGGGAAUUAGAUAACUUUUCAUUGGAGGAAGCCUUGCUUUUAGAAGAAACUGUCCAGAAAGAACAGAUGGAAACUGAAGAAUUGCACCCAUUGACAUUGUACAGGAACACAGAUAAAAUUAUGGUUUGUAAAAAUGGAAACAAUAAUUGGAAUGAAAAAAAUUUAUGUGAACAAAUGACUAGUGAAGACAAGUAUUUUGGUUGUUCAUCUGCUAGAGACCGAAACAGUAGUGUUUUUUCUGUUCAUCAUAAUAUACCCCUAACCUGUGAUUUUACAAAUAAAGAUAAGAGCUCAGAGACAGAUGAUAAAAUAAAACAGACCAUUAGCAGUUCAGAUAGACAUUCCUUAAAUAAUAAAGUAUUAAAUAGAGAGCUGGUCAACUGUGUACCAAAAAGGAGUUCACAGAUAUUUAAUGAAAAUGAUCACCGUUUACAGACUUGUUCUUUAAGAUUAUCAGACAAUAGCACUGAUCUUUCUAUUGCUGUGGAUUUGUAUUCUCCACCCUUUACCUAUUUAUCUGUUCUGAUGGCUAGCAAACCAAAGGAAGUUACAACAGUGAAAGUUAAAGCAUUUAUUGUAACUUUAACUGGGAAUCUCUCGAGUUCUGGUGGCAUUUGGAGUAUAACUGCAAAGAUUUCUGAUGGUACUGCAUAUCUAGAUGUAGACUUUGUAGAUGAAAUACUUACUAGUCUAAUAGGGUUUUCAGUACCAGAAAUGAAACAGUUAAAAAAGGAUCCUCUUCAGUACCAAAAGUUUCUGGAAGGUUUGCAGAAGUGUCAGAGAGAUCUAAUAGAUUUGUGCUGUCUAAUGACUAUUUCAUUUAAUCCUUCCUUGUCUAAAGCAGUUGUACUAGCAUUACAAGAUGUUAAUAUGGAACACCUUGAAAACCUAAAGAAGCGGUUGAAUAAAUAAUUUUCUAAAAUAGUAUUAGAGAACAAUUCAAUACAAGGACAUAUUUAGAAUUAAAUUUGUUCACAAUUUUACUUUUGAAGCUUUCUUUUUGUAAAAAGGAAAAAGGAAAUUUCAUAGCUUAUUCCAGGUGAAGUUUAAAAUGUCUAAUCAUGUCUGUUGUAUGGGUAGGUUUUUUAGUAAAUUUUUUUUAUAGUAACUGUUAUACGAUGGAAUUUGGUGACCCACUCUUGAGAGAUUUGUUUUCCACCUGGUAUUUUAUGUAAGAUGAUUGCUAAAGUAUUGUACUAGUGUUCACUGAGUCAUAUUACUGAAAGUUAAUAAUUAUAAAUAGGUGGUUUUAAUUCUAACAUGUUGAACUCCCCAAAAGAUUUGUUUAUAUUGUUAUUCUUAGGAAAAAACAUUAAAAUUCAGUGGAUCAGAAUAUCAGGCUUUCAGAUGCAAAUUGCUUUGCUGGUUUUUAU
This is a messenger RNA of Cynocephalus volans (Philippine flying lemur), 2761 nucleotides long. It is a transcript of the gene RMI1, whose product is annotated as RecQ mediated genome instability 1. Gene Ontology annotation, molecular function: nucleotide binding. The record is from RefSeq and is a predicted model, not a curated record. Gene Ontology annotation, cellular component: RecQ family helicase-topoisomerase III complex; nuclear body. The transcript has 4 exons. Bases 465 to 2300 code for a protein of 611 amino acids. NCBI's taxonomy places the organism in Eukaryota, Metazoa, Chordata, Mammalia, Dermoptera, Cynocephalidae. Gene Ontology annotation, biological process: resolution of meiotic recombination intermediates; double-strand break repair via homologous recombination.